This is a messenger RNA of Humulus lupulus (European hop), 477 nucleotides long. RefSeq lists its product as uncharacterized. NCBI's taxonomy places the organism in Eukaryota, Viridiplantae, Streptophyta, Magnoliopsida, Rosales, Cannabaceae. Gene Ontology annotation, molecular function: zinc ion binding. The transcript is spliced from 3 exons. The coding region runs from base 1 to 477 and encodes 158 amino acids. The record is from RefSeq and is a predicted model, not a curated record.
AUGAAGUAUGAGCGGAUGGUCUUGCCUUUCAACACAAUAGAAUAUCAAGUUCGUGAUGAAAAAGGUACAAAUUUCACAGUAAAUAUACACAAUAGAACAUGUACUUGUAAUAGGUUUCAAGAAGAUGAAAUGCCUUGUGGGCAUGCAAUUGUUGUAAUUGCAAAGAGAAACUUGGGAGUGUGUGAUUACUGUGCAAAUUUUUACAAAACAGAAACUUUGAAAGCAUUGUAUGAAGAAAAUGUUCAUCAUUUGCCCCAUAAAGAUGAAUGGAAUCUCCCACAACACUUAGACAUGGUGGUGCUCCUUCCAAAGGCGACAAUCCCUGCAGGAAGACCAAGAAAGAAAAGAAUAAGAUCAAGAGGGGAACCAAAAGUAAUAAUCACAUGUGGAAAAUGUAGUCAACCAGGACAUAACAGAAAGACAUGCAGGAAUCCACCAAUUGACAAGACAAACAAGCAUAAAAAACAAAAGUCAUAG